Messenger RNA from Schistosoma turkestanicum, 579 nucleotides. Lineage: Eukaryota; Metazoa; Platyhelminthes; Trematoda; Strigeidida; Schistosomatidae. The record is from the annotation of a GenBank genome assembly.
AUAUAUAUAUAUAUAUAUAUAUAUGUAUAACAGUUAGAUGUGUAUUCCUUGUGAAUUAGUUGAUGUUUUGAAGAGAAAGGCGAAAAGAAAGAACCAAACAAUCACCUCUUUCUCCCUUAAUCCAACCCAUCUAAUCACUUUGAUUUCUCUAUAUAUCUGUGUGUGUUUGUGUGUGUGUGUAUGUCGUCUAGAAGAAGCCGAAAACAAUGGAGACCACCAACCAGAUUACAUCACACGUUCUGUUAUUAUUAUUGUUGUUGUUGGUUGUUUGACGGUGAACAAAGUCAACUGUGUUUCUCUUUUCUUUCACAUAUAUUUUUUUGUUUAUUCAAUAUAAUUUUUGUAGGUGGUUAGGUGCGCGCAUACACAACAACAAAACCGGAAGCGAAUUGUGUUUGUGCAUCGCUUCUUUUUUCCGGUUUUGUUAUUGUUGUUUUUAAAAUCUAUUAGGUUUCCUCCUACUUCUCCUCCUCCUCCUCUUCUUUCAUCAUUUUGUUUUGAUUAGUGUAUCAUCAUUCAAACUUUACUUUCAUACAUAGGUAGGUACUACAAUCUUUCUUCCCAUGUGUGUGUGUGUGU